Phaethon lepturus (White-tailed tropicbird) is the source of this 686-nucleotide messenger RNA. RefSeq names its product septin-8-like. The transcript is spliced from 4 exons. Gene Ontology annotation, molecular function: molecular adaptor activity; GTPase activity; GTP binding. Gene Ontology annotation, biological process: cytoskeleton-dependent cytokinesis. Lineage: Eukaryota; Metazoa; Chordata; Aves; Phaethontiformes; Phaethontidae. Gene Ontology annotation, cellular component: microtubule cytoskeleton; septin complex; cell division site. The record is from RefSeq and is a predicted model, not a curated record. The annotation marks the transcript as partial.
AGAGAAGAGGAACCUUUCCCUGGGGGGCCAUGUCGGCUUCGACAGUCUCCCCGAUCAGCUGGUCAGCAAGUCUGUCACACAAGGCUUCAGCUUCAACAUCCUCUGCGUGGGUGAGACCGGCAUUGGGAAAUCCACACUAAUGAAUACCCUCUUCAAUACCACGUUUGAGACGGAGGAAGCCAGUCACUAUGAGAGCGCAGUUCGCUUGCGGCCACGGACCUACGACCUGCAGGAGAGCAACGUCCACCUGAAGCUAACGAUCGUGGAUGCCGUUGGAUUUGGGGAUCAGAUAAAUAAAGAUGAAAGGCCGAUAGUUGAGUACAUUGAUACGCAGUUUGAAAAUUAUUUGCAAGAAGAGCUGAAAAUCCGCCGAUCUCUCUUCAACUAUCAUGACACAAGGAUUCACGUCUGCCUGUACUUCAUCACUCCAACGGGGCACUCGCUCAAGUCCUUGGACCUGGUGACAAUGAAGAAGCUGGAUAGCAAGGUAAACAUCAUUCCAAUUAUUGCCAAAGCAGACACCAUCUCCAAGAGCGAGUUGCACAAGUUCAAGAUAAAAAUCAUGAGCGAGCUGGUCAGCAAUGGCGUGCAGAUCUAUCAGUUCCCCACAGACGAUGAAGCAGUCGCUGAGAUCAACUCUGUGAUGAACGUGAGUAACGCUGCAGUCCCAUUUGCCACCAAAAGUU